AUGAUGCGGGAAAGUGAGAUCGGGAGCGCCGUCGUCAGCCUCUCCCUGUCAACGGCGAUAGCGAGCGCGGCAGCAGCAGCGGGCGAGGGCGCGGGCCCCUUGCAAGCGGGCCUCUCGUUCCUCCCUGGCGGCGCGCUCUCCUUGGUCCCCAUCGCCUGCUACUGCUACGCCCGCCCCUGCCACCUCUCGCCCCACUCCCUGCUGCUCGUGCGCUCCGCAGGUUCUGAUGCCCCUCCGAGGCACGAGGCACGAGAGGCAGAAGCAGGGGGGCGCACUGCCGCUGCCGCAGCUGCCAACGCAGCGCCUGCGGCACCUCCUGCAGGGAAUGGCCGCCCUGCUCUCAUCGCCCUGCAGCAUCUCUCGCAUCUCCUCCCGGACCCCGCCACCCUACUGCUCUCCACCAACCUGCUUUUCCACGCCAACACACAUCCUUCCCCCACUUUCUUCCUCUAUCUGUCUCUCGCCCCUCUUCCCGCCCUCCACCACAGGCACGCCCUGCAGCACCUCGCUCGUGUCCUCCCCGACCCCGCCGCCCUGCCUCUCUCCACCGGCCUGCUCUUCCACCUGCUCUCUCAAGCCUGCCUCUGCGCCAUGCCGCGCUCCUCCCUGCUCUUCCUCUUCCAACCUGCCGCUCACGGCCUCACGAGAGAUGUUGGGUUGGUGCACCAUCUGCUGCCCCCCCUCCCCAUCCCCCAUGUCCAUGUGAGUGCGUGCUGCCCCUCCGCAUCCCAUGCCGUGCCUUACCAUUCCUCGCGCCGCUCCUCCCUUCUCUUCCUCUACCGACCUGCUUCUCUCCCUUGA
Molecule: messenger RNA, 801 nt
Organism: Closterium sp. NIES-65
Lineage: Eukaryota; Viridiplantae; Streptophyta; Zygnematophyceae; Desmidiales; Closteriaceae
Source: the annotation of a GenBank genome assembly